GCGAAAGCCGUCAGCUUAGCGAGCGCAUUGUGACAAGCCCGCAUUCAGCAUACAUAACCGCCGUGAGCCCAAGGCAUGGCUGCAGACGAGUGCAUACAGAAAUGCAAGUGGUCGUCGCGAGUUAGGCGCACCACCCACAAAGCCAUGUGGCCCGGAUGACCAGCAAUGCUGCUGGCUGCUGGUUUGACGCUGGGCAGGAAAGAACAUCAACACCACUGCAGUCCAUAUCAUGAAGAGUUGGUAUGGGCACGGUAACGCACCUGUCGCGCGUCGGCAGGCUCCCGCAGGCAGUCGCUUUCUGACCACUGUCUUCGUUAGCCUCAUCCUCAUUACUGGAUUGGACACUUUCUUUCCUGGCCUCAAGCAUCAGUUCAUUCCACAGCCUGACCAGCUUGGCAGUCGGCCACAGUCAGCGACCAGUAACGCCUCGAAAUCAUUUGAAUGGUCUCAGAUUGCACCCAAGAAACACCUCGAGUUCCAUAAGUGCUUCGAGAAGUUCAAGUGCGCGAAACUGAGUCUUCCUCUCGACUACUUCAACAGCACUAAUGGCACGUUUUUGAGCAGCACGGUCAGUGUUGCCAUUGUAAAGCUGCCUGCAGAGGUGCCAAUCGAUGACCCUCGAUAUGGAGGCCCAAUCUUGCUCAACCCAGGUGGUCCGGGAGGCUCUGGAGCAUUGUUCGCACUCAUGGCAGCAGAGUCGAUACAGUGGGUUGUCGAUUCAGCUUCUGAUCCCGCAGAGAUCGUCAAGGACUCUCGCUACUUUGAUGUGAUUGGGUUUGAUCCCCGUGGUAUUGGCGAGACUGAGCCGGCCGCGACAUGCAUAUCUGAUCCCGCCGCAGCAUGGUCCUGGAGACUGCGAGAGACUGAAGAAGGUAUCCUGGGCAGCUCAGAUGCCGCACUUGGCCGACUGUGGUCCAAGACCCAUGCCUUGGGUUCCUCCUGCAAGCUGGCCAUGGAAAGUGAAGAUGGUCCAGACAUCAAACAAUUCAUGACUACUGCUUUCGUUGCUCGAGACAUGCUGGAGAUCAUCGAACUUCAUGCCAAAUACAACGCACAUGAAAUUGCUCAAGCCACACACAAUACUGGGCAACGUGCUGGCUGCCGCAAUACUGCACUGGCGCACUAUACCCCGGGAGAAGCCAAGCUGCAAUACUGGGGUUUCUCUUACGGAACACUGCUCGGCUCCACAUUUGCUUCUAUGUUCCCAGAUCGUGUUGGUCGCGCAGUGCUCGAUGGCGUUGUCAACGACUGGGACUACCAUCACUCCUUGGGCAACGGCAGUCUGAUCGAUAACGAUAAAGCCAUGGAGUCGUUUUACUCUUACUGUCUGAACUCUGGAUACGAAGAGUGCCCUCUGAGUGGUAACGCUACCACCACUGCAGAGAUCAAGAACAACACGAGAAGGAUUCUGAAGAGGCUGUACCACAACCCGUACAUUCUCAGCUCAGCAGAGGGCCCGGAAGUAGUUACCUAUUCUGACAUUAAGUCUACUAUCUUCAGCAGCAUCUAUCAACCUCAGCACAGUUUCAAGCCGCUUGGCUUUCUUCUGCCACAGAUCGAAAAUGGUGGCGGCGAUUUGAUCGACUACAUAUCGAAACCCUUCCGACUGGCUCAUACGUUCUCGUGCGGUGUCAAUAGCACGGUCAACCCUGGUAUCUCUUACACCAGCGAUGUUCCAACCUUUGCUAUCCUAUGCGCAGAUAGUGUCGACCAGUCCAAUCUCACCAUCGACGAAUUCACUGAGUACUGGCACCUCCUGCAGAGCAUUUCCUCGGUAGCUGGCGACUUAUGGUCGUUCCUCAUGUUAAAAUGUGCAGCUUGGAACAUCCGCGCGAACUACAGAUUCGAUGGGCCGUACGGCGGCAAUACCAGCCAUCCGAUCUUGUUCAUCAGCAACACCGCCGACCCGGUGACACCACUGAAAAGCGGAAGGAUUAUGCACUCCAAAUUCCCCAACAGCGGACUUCUUGUCAAUGACCAGGCUGGACACUGCUCCUUCUCGGCGACCAAUCUGUGUGCCUACGAGAAGAUCAGGACUUACUUCCAGACUGGCGCGCUUCCCACGCCAAACACGCUCUGUACACCUCCACCGAGUGCGUACUCCCUCAACUCCACGGAUCCAAAGUCACCGUUCUAUGACCCCACGCUAGGCGUUGGUGCUCAUGUUUUCCGAGACUUGCACAUUACCGCACAACAGCAGAUAUUGCACAGUACAGUGAAGACUAUGCAGCGUGUGAUGAGUGAGAACGAAAGCUUUGGCUUUAGUUUGUUGAUUGGCAACCCAAAGGCAGCAAAGAUCCAGAGGAUGAUGAGUAAAAAGUACCUGGACUGAUCACGGGGACAAUGUUUUGAAACCUGCAGGCUCGCAGAUGAGCUGCCGUUCGUUGUUAUUUUUAUCAUGAGCCUUCAGCCCCUCUCUAUUCCUUAAGUAUGUAGAAGUUUAGCCUCAAGUACUGACUAGUUGCGAGCUGUGAAAACGACUCAGAGCUCAGAAGUAGAGCUUAUACUCC
Messenger RNA from Didymella exigua CBS 183.55, 2510 nucleotides. RefSeq lists its product as uncharacterized. Bases 230 to 2332 code for a protein of 700 amino acids. The record is from RefSeq and is a predicted model, not a curated record. The transcript has 3 exons. NCBI's taxonomy places the organism in Eukaryota, Fungi, Ascomycota, Dothideomycetes, Pleosporales, Didymellaceae.